CAAUCCACCCACUGCGCUUGUUGUCUGCAGAAGAUGAAGCAGGGGCUUCUGCUAUGGAAUCCUUGCUUCCAUUCUCUUUCACCACCUUCUCUCCCUUCUCUCUCUUUCAACUUUCCUCAAGCCAGAAGCUUUUGCCUAUCUAUUUCCGCUUCGCUUGAUUCUACCGAUACUCAAGAGCUCACGGCUAGAGAGAGAAGGCGUCUUAGAAAUGAGAGAAGAGAGAGCAAAACCACUACGAAUUGGAGAGAAGAGGUGGAAGAGAGGCUCAUCAAGAAGCCCAAGAAGAAGAAAACUUCUUGGACCGAGGAACUUAACCUCGAUAACCUCGCUAAAUUGGGUCCCCAAUGGUGGGUUAUUCGGGGAUCUCGGGUCAGGGGUCAGGACACUGCCCAACUUCUAGCUCGCUCGUUGGCUCGGAACUUCCCUGAUGUAGAGUUCAAGCUCUAUACUCCAGCUGUCCAAGUGAAAAGGAGAUUAAAGAAUGGUUCAUACUCGGUUACACCAAAGCCCCUAUUCCCAGGUUGUAUCUUUUUGAGAUGUGUUCUGAACAAAGAGCUGCACGACUUCAUAAGAGAGUAUGAUGGUAUCGGAGGCUUUCUUGGUUCUAAGGUUGGGAGCAUAAAGAGGCAGAUUAACAAGCCUAAGCCAGUAUCUGCUGAUGAUAUGGAAGCAGUCUAUAGGCAGGCAAAAGAAGAGCAAGAAAAAGCUGACCGAGCAUUUGAGGAAGGAGAGAAAAAUGCAGUCCUGAAAUCUGAGGUUCUCAAAACAGAAUUAGAACGAGACAGUGAUUUAAAAUCGGACGCUGAUUCUAAGCCAAAAAGGAAGUCAAGCAAAACUUCUGCUAUGACCACUGAAAAAUCAUCUACUCCUAAGCGCGGUUCAACUGUUCGUGUUCUUUCUGGAACAUUUGCAGGGUUCACAGGCACUCUUAAGAAGCUGAAUCGCAAAAGCAAAAUAGCAACUGUGGCUUUUACUCUAUUUGGUAAGGAGAAUAGUGUCGACAUAGAAGCCAGUGAAAUUGCUCCUGAGAUAACCUGAUGUUUGUAGGUUCUCUCAAAUGGUAUGCUUCACAAUUUUGUAUUUUCUUAGUGUCUAAUAUGACUCUUCUAAACCUUCAUUUUACUUAUAAUUUAAUGUCUAGAUAGUAAUGCAGCCAUGAUUCUUAGGCUAAGUAAAGAUAGCAGCAUUUCAAUGAGGCAACAGAUAUUCAGUGAAUAAUUUUGCAUGUAAUUUUAAAAAAAAAUGCUGACAUCCAGCACUUGCUUUCAGCA
Molecule: messenger RNA, 1271 nt
Organism: Neltuma alba
Lineage: Eukaryota; Viridiplantae; Streptophyta; Magnoliopsida; Fabales; Fabaceae
Product: transcription termination/antitermination protein NusG
Exons: 4
Coding region: 34-1038 (334 amino acids)
Biological process (GO): transcription elongation-coupled chromatin remodeling; DNA-templated transcription elongation
Source: RefSeq, a predicted model, not a curated record